Messenger RNA from Aedes albopictus (Asian tiger mosquito), 4703 nucleotides. RefSeq lists its product as uncharacterized. The record is from RefSeq and is a predicted model, not a curated record. The coding region runs from base 483 to 4016 and encodes 1177 amino acids. Gene Ontology annotation, cellular component: plasma membrane. Gene Ontology annotation, molecular function: protein binding. The transcript is spliced from 15 exons. Lineage: Eukaryota; Metazoa; Arthropoda; Insecta; Diptera; Culicidae.
AUUGUCUCAAACCCCGGAGUUCAAAAUAGCAUAAUCAGCAAGAGCCCGGGCGCUCGCUCAUGAAAAGUGCGUGCGGUGAGCAUCGAUACCACCAUCACCUGUGUGCAUAGUGCCAAGAAUCUAACGACGAGGACGACGACGACGAGAACGACAAAAAAGGAAGACAAUCACCAUCCAAUCUAUCAGGACUCGUUGGAUACACGCUCAUCGAUCGUCAGUCAGUUCAGUGGCCCGGCUGUGAAUCCGGGGUGGGGCCGGGUGCUCUCAUCCCCAUUCGGGCGGGUGCGAACCUAUCGAAGACGACGACGUUCGACAGAGUUCGUUGAUGGUGUGAUAGCCUUGUGUGAAAGUGUACAGAGAAACAGUGUGGCAGCCGCCUCCAAGCUCCAAGUUGGGACACACAACGACGACGGAAGGAUAAUCGUUUAAGUGGAUUUAUUAUGAUUUAAAUAGAGGAUUAUCAAAGUGAAACGCUAUUAAAGAUGUACAUGAAAGGAAUACACUGCUGGUUGGUGGCGGCGCUGGCGUUGAAGCUGGCCGGACUGUGCUAUAGCUGUAAGAUAUCGGAGUAUCCGUGUAAGGGUGGUGCUUUUUGUGUGCCACUGGACAAGUUCUGCGACGGAAAGGAUGACUGCGGAGAUGGAAGCGAUGAACCGAAGAUGUGCACAGUUUGCAAUCGAACGUACUACGGCGAUAUAGGGCGAACGUAUUCAUUAACGGUGCCGCCACCUCAGUGGAACCGGUUGCCAUUCCUGUGCCAUCUGACGUUCACGGCGUCCGGAAACGAGCAGGGCGAUAUUGUGCAGAUAAUCUUCGACAAGUUCACCGUUGGCCGUUUCGACGAGGGUCUCAUCGACCCGGACGCGGACUCGAGUGAUGCCGGUUUGACCAGUGGAGGCGACCUUCCCGGCUGUCCGGAAGGCUUCAUGCAGCUCAGCGAACUGGGUCGUCCAUUUACCGGUGGCUCCUGGUGUGGCAAGGCGUCCGGUCAUCAGCUGUACUUUAGCGAAACGGCAACGGUGACAGCAUCUGUCAAGGUAUUCCAGGCACCGGGACUUCAGGCCGUGACGCCGUUCGAGUUUCGCAUCCGGUACAAAUUCAUAAGUCAAUCAGACGCCAUUGUCAGAUAUGGAGCCCCGAAUGAGCUGCUGGAGCUGGGGAAGGUUACCCCGGGGACGUACUGUACCCGGCAGUAUGACGAGUGCUACCGGAAGCGCUGCCGGUUGCAAAGCCCAAACUAUCCGGGAAUGUAUCCAAGAAAUGUGACCUGCUACUGGACGAUUAAGCAGAAGGUGGUGCCUACGUGUAAGCACGCAAUGGUGUCUAUUAGUCAGGAGAACGAGCACAAGGCGUUGGUCAAAAGAUCCAUCGCCAGUCUGAACAAAACAUCCCGGGCCGUCCGGGCGUGGUCCGACUGCACCGGCGAGCGAGACCACCUGAUAUUCUACGACGGCAGCACGACCAACGAUCCGGUCCUGGCCAAGUACUGCGGAGGUGAUUGGCUACCGAAGGUCGUAUCCAGGGGACCGGAGAUGCUGAUUGCGUUCCAUUCGAGUCCAUUUUCUGCGCCACUGCAGUCCGGUCAGUCUAAUCGGGGGUUCGAGUUGGACGUGGACAUCCUGUUCGCCGACUCGGACUCGUACGACUUUGCGCAGGGUAGCCGGUGCGAGUUCCACAUCAAUGCGUCUAGUCCAGACGAAGUUCUCUUCUCGCGACGCGGUCGGAUGGGUCACCUCUUGAGCCCACGUCACACACUGCCACCCAACACGACGUGCACCUACUACUUCCACGGCGUCCCAACGGAUUUGGUGUGGAUUUCGUUCACCAACUACCAUCUGCAGAUACUGCAACCGAGUGGCAGCAGCGACAACGUGACGAUCGGAAAGAGUGAAUCGCCUCUUCCGUGGAUCACACGGCUACGCAUCUGGGAUAGUGCUGGUACCUACGUUCCAAUCAAAACCACCUCUCCGGCAACGAUUACGACGUCUUCGUCCACCUCGACGCAGACGGCAUCGUCAGCCUCCCUAGCGUACGGCAGCAGCGGAGGAACAACUCCGGUAUUCGCUGGGACCAGUACCACCGCUCUGUACCAGCAGAUGAUGAAUCGAUCCGUCGGUACCUACUACGGAACCCUUAAUCAGCACGGGAAAAGCCUGACCAUCAACAUCGACAACGUUUGGAACCCCGUCGAUCAGUACAUCUACGGGCCGACGGUGAACAGUAUCUUCAACCAGCCGCAAGUUCCGCAGCAUCCUUCGCAGCAGCACCACUCGGGAGGCAGCGGUGGAAUCGGUGGCUUUGGGAUGUCCAACGAGAAGGGUCUGGUGUACGGGGGUGCUCAGCACGACAAACCAGCCAAAGGCAAGGGGUCGAAGGACGGAGUACGGCAUGGCAAGGACAAUGAGGUGUUCAAGGAGCACGGUAGUUCGGGACGAAAGUCUUCCCGAAGCAACCGGCGGAUGGUGGCCGAGUUCUACGAUAACCAGUCGCCGAAGCUGUGCGAUCACGUGUCGCUGGAGAGCAAGGGAAAUCGGAUGCGACCGUGCACGCCACUGGAGAGCUACGUCAGCACGGGAAGUGAUCUGAAAAUCGAGUUUCACACCAUGACGGGGACUUCGCUGUUUCCGUCGAGCUUUGGGAUCAACUACGAGUUUAUCGACACGGAACUCGGAGGUGAACCGUACCUGGGCCACAAGGGCGAAGAAGUUCCUGUGCUGUGUUCAAGAGUGUUCCGCAAGAGGAAAGGCGAGUUUCAAUCGCCGCGUAAUGUAUUCCUUCACGGGCGAGGUGGAGCCAAGAAUAUUUCUUGCUUGUAUCGGUUUGAAGCCUCAGUUGGUGAAAGGGUUCGCAUUGAGCUUUACAAUGUCUCGUUUGGAGAGUCCGAGUCCUGCAUAACUGAGUCCGACGGUCACACGGGACGGGCACGUUGUGCCCCGUCGGAAACCAACUUGGAUGGUAGAGUUGGGGAACUUCGGAUAUUCGACGUCCCGUACAAAGAUGUUAAGAUACCACUGGGGUGUUUCUGUGACAACACCAGCAGCUCGUACAAUUCUCCGUUGACGUUCAUCUCCAACUCUCGCACACUGGAAUUGACUUUCGUGGUGACAAAGUUGAACAUCUCCGAAGACUUUGCCGACGUAUAUUUCCAUGCUUCUUAUGAUUUUAUACGAGUUCCCGAGUGCCGGAAGCGACUGUUCUUGCGGGGAUCCGGUGGCGAGGAUGAAGUGACCUACCCGCUGCGAUCGCACGAAGCUAGUUGUGACGGGUUACCGUGGUAUGUAGAGGCUCAACAGCAGGACCGCAGCUUAUUUGUGCGGACGUGGGGAAGUUUACUGGCAGUGGAACCGGUUCAGGAUGAGUUCUCCAAGUGCAAUACGCGCAAUCGGCUCAUGGUCUACAGUGGGAAGCCGCUGAAGCUCAUGCAGGUUAUCUGUCCAUCAGCUCCGUCCAGUAGAGCAACUCCGCUGCACAUCUUUUCCGAGGAUUGGCUAAGUAGCCAGCCGUUCCUAAGUUCCGACAGCUGGCCUGUCAGCAUGGUUCUGGAGCCCAUCCACAAGGAAAGUGGAAGCAUUGCGUUCUCUUGGAUGGAGAUCCAGCAUACGAAGGCAUCGCUGAUUCAACAGCUGGAACAACAGACCAACACCACAGGGAACGACACUCUGAUGGAGUUCGGUCUGUUCCCAAGAGAAUCCGAGUGCGAGCAUCAGUGUCCGGAGCUCAAUGCCUGCAUUGGCAGUGAUCUCUGGUGUGACGGACAUCCCAACUGCCCGUCCGGGUUCGACGAGAGCGAGCAGGAGUGCGGCAGCCGGCUGAUGGAGCUCCCGGGAGGCAUCUUUGCAGCCUUCGGAUGCCUUGCCGCGGCCCUGUGCGCCUGUCUGAUCUUCUGCGUACUGGCCAUGGUCAGGAAGCGCCGGAAAUCCAACGAAAAGCUGAAGACGGCACCCAGCUCCCUGAACGGCACCCUCUCCAAGAAGGACUACAAGAAGGAACCGCUGUUCUUCGAUCCGGACUCCUGACACGCACUGCACCCGGUCGAAUACAUCCACGUCGAUCGGGAAACGACCGUGUGACAUGUUGUCUACGUCGACAUGGACGACCUGGCGUACUGCUGAACGCCCACCAUCUCCCCCAUUCCCUCUCUUCACACCCCCUCGCCACAACACCACCGCCACAGGUGGGUCCUAAUGCGAAAGUGAUUUCUCUAGGCUAAACCAAUGAAAUAGACUUACACGGACACUCUCACAUACACACAACACAUACAGACCGACGACGCAUUGAUUGAUGACACUCACACAUGAAGGGAACGAAGUUGUACAGCAAGCGAGACGUAUGAAACUGAUUGAGAAACUAUAUGUGAAACCAAGUAUUACCAUUAAGGGGAAGAUCUUUUUAAGCGUUUGUGAGAUUUUUAUUCUACAAAAGUCUUGUGAUUCAUUCUCUUAGUUAUUUUUUCUAUUACAAACACGACUAUUUUUAAGUAGACCUUACAUAGGGGAAUACGGGGAUGUCCGGGGGGCGGUUGAUUCGCUUCGUGAAGAAGUCUCUCCGGACGAAGAGAUUGCUACGCAAACGGGAAAGGAGAGCAACUAGCCAAAUAUUUUUUUAAGAAACUACUGUGCAAACACGUUACUGUUCGAAACGGACAACACAUUCUAUUAAACUAUUAGCAGCAAUUAUGAUAAAGAAAAAAAAACUGAACGAAA